AAUAAAAAAAACACAUAAAUUAUCUUCCCCUGCAACAACAAAAUCAACGAAGUAGUUCUUUACUCCAGUAAGCUGACAGAUACGAGAUACAGUCGGCGAAGGUUCCUUUAUCCUCUCUCUCACUAUACUUCCCUUCGUUAUCCCAUUUCCUUCCCUUCCCCUCACCCUCAAGAGACAAAGGAUUUAUAGUCUAAAAGUCUCUCCUUUCAAAAUAAAAUCUCUACUUUUCUCCAAAUGGGUCUCUUUGAUUCCCUUCUAAACUGGCUCAGGAGCUUAUUCUUUAAACAAGAAAUGGAGCUAUCCCUAGUAGGCCUUCAGAAUGCUGGAAAGACAUCUCUUGUUAAUUCCAUUGCUACAGGUGGAUACAGUGAGGACAUGAUUCCAACUGUUGGAUUCAACAUGCGAAAAGUUACAAAAGGCAAUGUGACAAUAAAGCUUUGGGAUCUUGGAGGGCAGCGGAGGUUUCGUACAAUGUGGGAGCGUUAUUGUCGUGGAGUCUCCGCGAUUCUAUAUGUAGUUGAUGCAGCAGACAGGGACAGCGUUCCCCUAUCUAGAAGUGAGUUACAUGACCUCCUAACCAAACCUUCCUUAAGCGGAAUCCCUUUGCUUGUCGUUGGCAACAAAAUUGACAAGCCAGAAGCUUUUUCCAAGCAAGCUUUGGUGGAUCAGCUAGGUCUUGAAUCAAUCACAGAUAGAGAGGUUUGCUGCCAUAUGAUCUCAUGCAAGGACUCCACAAACAUAGACAUUGUCAUUGAUUGGCUUAUCAAGCACUCAAAAACAGCAACAGGAUCUGUAGCUUGACUUUCUCCUAGUUGAUGGUUUCUUUUACAAUAAAAAACGUGAAGAACUAAGCCUAGAAGCACAGAGUAGGCAAUACAAAUUCUUCCUGGUGGAAUUUGUUUGUUGGUUUUUAGAUCCCGGUUUCAUUCCAAAUGUUUUGUUUUUUACACUGUACAGUACCAUAAUGCUUGCAGCGAGUUGUUUGUGCAUUUUCUAUUAACCUAUUUCCUCGUGUAUUUUUAUCUUAGGAAUUUGAGCCUGUCUGCUUAUUUUGCAAGUUUUAUUGUAUUUAUAAUGUUUACUACUGUGCUGAUAUUGAUAAAAGUUACGAUGAUCAAUUUCCAAAUGAAACCAAAGCAGCAUUUUUACUGGGAGGACAAA
This is a messenger RNA of Populus nigra (black poplar), 1161 nucleotides long. RefSeq names its product ADP-ribosylation factor-like protein 8c. NCBI's taxonomy places the organism in Eukaryota, Viridiplantae, Streptophyta, Magnoliopsida, Malpighiales, Salicaceae. The record is from RefSeq and is a predicted model, not a curated record. The transcript is spliced from 6 exons. Gene Ontology annotation, biological process: protein transport. The coding region runs from base 235 to 801 and encodes 188 amino acids. Gene Ontology annotation, molecular function: GTP binding; GTPase activity.